CUUUACCUUGGCCAAUCAUCACAUUGGUAAUUCCAGCCGAAAGCCAAACAGCCGAUAUCACUGCAGAGCUGCAGAAGAUCUGCAGGCAUGGCAGCGAGCGUGGCGCUUACUGUGGAAUUCACCGGGGGCCUAGAGAUGCUCUUUUCCGACCAACGGAAGCAUAGCAUCUCCAUCCCAUCGACAGAUCCACAAGGCCAGCCAUCCACCGUUCGUUUUCUUGUGACCUGGCUGUGCGAUAAUUUGAUGAAGGAUCCGCGAAAGGACGUCUUUGUGUUGGAAGACUCUGUCCGACCGGGAAUCCUAGUCCUUAUCAACGAUGCCGAUUGGGAACUUGAAGGUGAAGAGAGCUAUGAAAUCAAGUCGCGUGAUAACAUAAUGUUUGUCUCGACGUUACAUGGAGGGUGAUGUGUGAUGAAGCUUGACAUGAUCAGGCUUGCUGAGCGGUAUAGUCGGAUUCUAAUGUCGCUCGAACGAGACUGUUUGCGCAAUUGAUGCGAAAAGCGAUCAUUUAGCAAGCGAUCAUUACAAUAAGAGCCAUAGGUACAAGUACAUGGCAAACAAGAAGAACUCUUGAUGUCGUCUUAGCAAGCAAUCCAGCAAGGCUCCCCUUUCUCAUCAAAUUUGUG
Messenger RNA from Dissoconium aciculare CBS 342.82, 626 nucleotides. Its product is annotated as ubiquitin related modifier 1. Gene Ontology annotation, molecular function: protein tag activity. NCBI's taxonomy places the organism in Eukaryota, Fungi, Ascomycota, Dothideomycetes, Mycosphaerellales, Dissoconiaceae. Gene Ontology annotation, cellular component: cytoplasm; nucleus. The transcript is spliced from 3 exons. The coding region runs from base 88 to 405 and encodes 105 amino acids. Gene Ontology annotation, biological process: protein urmylation; tRNA thio-modification. The record is from RefSeq and is a predicted model, not a curated record.